UUUAAACACUUUCAAGUGGUUUGAAUUCAAAGUGGACUGCAAACUUUCUUCAAUAAAAUUUUAGGUCAAAAUUAAAGUGUUUCCAAAGUGAUGGUGCAUAGUUAUAUAUGUUGACUAUGAUGAAAGAUCAGAGUGAUACAAAUUCAGCGAACAGUUGAAAAUCGACGUAGAUAAUGGAAUGCCUUAAAAGUGUUAUAACAUAAGCGAAACGAGAUCUAAUCUUAUAUUAUGUUAAGUAAAUACAAAAAGUCAAGAAAGUCUGAAGACAGUGGACAUCAUAUGAUCUAAAUGCCUUAUUUAAGAGGAGCGUGUGCUGCCUUCAGGCGCCGACUAUGUUUGACUCGACUAAAGGCGCACUACUGAUAGCGCCAUCACUAUCUAACAGCUCUUGUUGGCUCAACGGCAAGGGCUGGCCAUCGACCUUCCCCGCACCAGCAGACAUCCUCAAAGCAUUCUUCAUAUUUGCUCUCUCUAUGUCAAUUGUCUUUGGCAACUUAGUCCUAAUCUGCGUUCUCAAUAAUCGAAGAUAUAUCAAAUAUAUCGACAACCAGCCGAGAUACUUACUGACCUCGCUCGCACUGAACGAUUUGUUCACUGGGAUCUUGAUAGCUCCAGUGGCACUUCUGCCGGCUUUGUACAAGUGCUGGCCCUACGGCGAGAUAUUCUGUCAAAUACAGGCUCUCCUGCGAGGAGCUGUGAGCCAACAAAGUGCUAUUAUAUUAGUCUGCAUGGCUAUUGACAGAUAUUUGUAUUUAUUGCAUCCCGAUACCUAUCAUAAGCAUUCGAGUAAAAAAGGUUGCGUGCUAGUUAUAAGUAUAACUUGGAUUCUAUCGGUUUCAUUAUUUGCUAUAAUGGUACUACCACGAUCUGGGUACUACUUCAACUCGACUGGACUAAUGGCUUGUGAUGUUUUCCACAGCAGAGUGGCUUUCAGGAUUUUGUCAUGUUGCGCCUACUAUUUCCCUACGACUAUGGCUCUGAUGUAUUGCUACGGAUCUGGGUUCCACGUUAGCAAAACAAGAAGCAAAUGCGAUCCAGAGCCGAUAAGACCGAAUGGUGUGCCAAUACCAUGCGCAAAGACAUCAAGAGGCGAACACGAAGUAGUGAUUCAAGCCCCAGUGAGACCGCAUAGUGUCAGUACAUCGCGGACUAUGGCGGCAAUGUCAUUAGGUUUCAUCGUUAUGGUCACUCCGGCGACUAUUCAGGAAGUGGUUGCGGCUUGUACUGGGUGUAAGGUACCACCUUCACUGGAUUUCAUCGUGACCUGGCUGGCUUUGAGCAACAGUUUCUGGAAUCCCUUUCUGUACUGGCUUCUAAAUAGUCACUUUAGAAGAAUUAGCCAUGAGUUACUUCAAUACUAUAUUUGCUGCAGACGACCGAAAUCUUUUGGAAGUUACGAAAAACCUACAACGGGAUGUUGUGGGUCGCCUGUUACUUCGGAUGGCUUACAUUCCAAAGGAGAAUUCGAAGGCCUAGGCGAAAAAUAUUGGGGUGAAAUUUUGGAACGUACAGUUUCAUCUUCCUCCCUCCAUGCCAUACAAAAGGCAUGCCACCGUGAUCCUUUACGAUGUUCAGGAUCUUUCAAAGGGUGCUCAAGUGGUGCUUGCAAAAAUGACCCAAGAUUCUUUGAUGGGUACGGACCUACAGAUUACAGACAACUAGACAGGUCAGCCUUUCAAAUUGAGUCUUGUUCACGACAAUGCAGAUUGAAGAAUUCUGACAUUUGUCUAUUUAGGCCAGGUCCUGGCUUAGAGUGUGGUCGUUCUCGUUCCAACCUGAGCUUAGAUGAAGUUAACUUCAACAAGACUUGUAACGGUAGGCAUCCAGAAUUGUGAGAGUUCCGGAACUGCCCGGUCUUCGGGCAUAGAAGUAAUAGUAUAAGUAUGUACCCAGGAGUAGAACAUUUUAAUUCUAAUAUUAAGUGGAAGUUUGAUGACUCUCCCGGUGUUGAUGAUGAUAUGCAAAACUUAGAACACAAUCUCGACAGAAUACGUAGUCUGAGUCACGAGAGAAGCUUCAAUGCUUACGGACUAAAAGAAAACGAUAAUUUGUUGGAAGUAGAAGUGAAUGACAUUGUGGAUGAUGAUUCAGAUGAGAACAAAGACUAUGGUAACGGUUGUGUUCAUGAUAUCCAUGAAGAUAAAAGUGAAUACAGUGCUCAUAAAUUUUCACGUAACUCCUCACUAUCUAAUAGGGAACUUGACGUUAUCAAAGAGAGCUCUAGAAGCUCAAGUGAUACUGAAGUGACAUUAACGCGAUGACUUCCGAGGGUAACCUUUGAUAAAGCGGUCAAUGUUGUUCACUUGGAUUUAUCCCCGGAACAGAGACACCAUUGCCAACAAAAGUGUACGUUGUCAGUUAAAAGACCUCUUUAGUUGUUUGAUGGUUAGAAAGGACAUUUUAGAUUUAAGUAAAUGUGGACCAGUAGUUUCGGGUCUAAUUUCUGUAAAAUAUUCAAUAGUGUGUGAAUGUGAUUUACGAACGUUGAAAUAUCAAUUGUGCCAAGAAUAGACGUUAGAACUUUGUGAUCUCCGAGGACCCUUUCGGCAAGUACGAAUGGGUUUGUGUAAAUAAUUUCCCCCGAAAAAUAGCGAAUUGUAUAACGUAAAUAUUUAUACUGCGUAUGAAUAGGUACCAAAAUGUUGACAUGUUUUAGUAUGAAAUCAAGUAAAGGAAGUUUUGUAUUUUUUGUAAUAGUCGACUCAAAGAAUUGUGAAACUAUACUUAUACUUAAAUAUAUUGAAACAAGUUUUAUGUACUUCAAAUUUAAUGACUUGUAAGAUUAGUACUAUAUUUGUUUAUAUCAUCAAUUGUAAACUUUCACUGAUACUAAUAUUAAUUUGUUCUUUAUGUACAUAAUAAUAAGACUGUUUGAAGAAAAAAUCUUAAUGUUAUUCAGAUCGCACAAUACUUUUCUUCUAUACAUUAUGAUGUAAUGAUUAAAUUACAUUGUUGAUGUCUACCUAAAUGUUAAAUCAGCAAACGGAGAGAAAGUAAAUUGUUUGUAUAACAUUCGCGUUUUAUUUAUCAAACCCAAGAUAUGCAUAUCAGAUGAAGCGUAAAAUGAAGCAGACGUUAUUUUGUUUUGCGAUCUUUAACGAGGGCUUUGAGUAUCAUACAAAGAUUUUGUUAGCUCUGAGAUCUUUUUCAUAUAAUAUUAUGUUAAGUGCUGCUGAAUUAUUGUUCUAUUUUUUCAAAAUAAAAAAGAAAAGUAAGUAUUUUAAUUAAGAAACUGUAUUUAAUUCAAGUUUGAUACAGUUUGAUGCCGUCUUCUACAAAAUGGAUCAUCACAGUAAUAUACUUAUAAUUAACUAGAAAGAUGUGAGUAGGUUUAUUAUUACUUCUUCAUACUUAAGCAACUAGACCAAAUUUGAUGAAAUUCGGUAUAGAGUCAGCUGAAAUCCUGAAUUAACAUACAGGUAUCCGGCUACUGAAAGCAGUUACACGCGACAUCCAUACAAGCAAAGCGCUAACAAGCUAGUAAUAUUACAAAACAUUGCUGCAGCUCUAAGAUCGGGACCUUAAACUAGACCGACGUUGAAGUCAGUUUUACUACCAUCUUUAUGGAUGGACAACGAGUUUAUGGCUUGGAGCGAACCUAAACGACAGUAAACUUUGAUGUAUUAAUGUGUUAGACGCUAUAUCAGACCUUAUCUUGUGAAACUAUGAUACAAUCAGGAUGUAACACUAUGGGUAAACAAAGUUGCAAGAGCUGCAACAGAAACGACAGCACAUGCAUAGUGCAAGUAGUGUGUGUGAGUGGUAAGUUCAACACGCCAAAGGCACUGUGCGAUACGAGUCGUUACUUCAAGCCCGUGUAGGACAAAACAUGUUUGAUGUCUUUGUAGACGGGAGUUAUUUCUUAACACAUAUUACUAUAACAAAAAUUGCAAGAUCAUUUGUACAUUAAUUACUUGUUAUUGAUAACCUUGGCUACUAGAUUUAAUUUUUAUAUUUAGACGUAAAAAUCCCAGGUCAUCGUCUAAAAUCCUCGCUAACCUCCCAGGUACCAAAUAAACUAAAUUAACUAAAGAUUCAACCUACUUUCAAUUCAUUAAGCAAAGCGAUAUUGCAAGAUUAGUACAGCACAAAAACUUGUAUCCAUGUACAAGAACUUAAUAAAGCUAAUUGAAAUAGAAUUCACUUCAAAGGCUGAAGCAAAUAGGAAAACUGGGAUCGAUCUAAAUAGAGCGAUAGAAUGGUAUCUUCUAGAGAAAUUUCCAAUUUAAAAGCCCGUUUACAUUCAGUUCAUGUUACUUAGAAACGUGAUAACAACUUAGACAGACAGGCGCCUUUUUAUCGCGAGAAAUUUUUAUUCGUCGUGUGUAGAGGUGAGGUUAUUUUCUCGAUAGAAAGUCGUUUAAAGAUGUUUAACAGAGAGUUUUUUCAAAUGUGUUUUUAGGCUCCUCUGUCUGUAUAUCUGACUGACUGUCCAUUUGUCUGCCAGUAUGUUUUUUUAACAGAUGAUGUAAUUCUGCUGUCGACAUAAAGAUAAAUACUAAAAAUAAAAUUGAGGUAAGCAGUGGUUGUUACAGUCAUAAAGUAGUUGGUGGUCGGAUUGUUGUUGAUUUGUUACCGAAACUAUUUACUUACUUUUGUUGUACGGAACCCUUCGUCCCAGCGACGCAAGUAUAAUUCGGGCUUGAUCGUUUUUUUAAUACGGUUGAAUUAGUAAAAACGAGCAUCUGCUAACCACAGUGUAGAUGGCGGGCUAGCUGCCACUAUAGCUACACACAAGUCUAAAAGUCAAAGUUAAGCUGGAUUUUUGGAUUUGCACUGAAAUAUGCUCAGAUUUAUUUUAUUCCUUUUGUUGUUUAUGAAUUACAGAAAAGUCAGAAUUUACUCCACCCAAAAUUAUUUCCUUAAAUAUAUUCACAAA
Molecule: messenger RNA, 4879 nt
Organism: Trichoplusia ni (cabbage looper)
Lineage: Eukaryota; Metazoa; Arthropoda; Insecta; Lepidoptera; Noctuidae
Product: trace amine-associated receptor 8b
Exons: 9
Coding region: 333-1835 (500 amino acids)
Biological process (GO): neuropeptide signaling pathway
Cellular component (GO): membrane
Molecular function (GO): corazonin receptor activity
Source: RefSeq, a predicted model, not a curated record